Eruca vesicaria subsp. sativa (arugula) is the source of this 1737-nucleotide messenger RNA. NCBI's taxonomy places the organism in Eukaryota, Viridiplantae, Streptophyta, Magnoliopsida, Brassicales, Brassicaceae. The record is from the annotation of a GenBank genome assembly.
CAAAAACUCCGAGCACGCCUUAUUCGUCAACCGUCGCAACGCCAUUGACGCUUAUGCACUUUGUGUGAUUCAGUGAUUACUGCAACUUUUCAUUUUCGAGCAUGUUAUUAAUCGCGAGGAAAGCUUUGGCCUUGGCGCAUAAAAAGACUAUUCGUUUGACAACAAGGGAAGUGCAUUGCUUAAGCUCCAUUUUAGUGUCUCCUCCUCUCGUCUCUCUUGACUUGCCUGAAAAUUGGGUUCCUUACUCUCAUCCUCCAUCUCCUGUUGCCUUCGAGGGUGAACAGAAGACUGUGGUGAUUGAUGGAAAAGCUAUCGCAGAGGAUAUCAGGGCAAAGAUUGUUAGUGAAGUGUGGAAGAUGAAAAGUGAUGUUGGAAGAGUCCCUGGUCUUGCUGUUGUUUUGGUUGGUGAACAAAGAGACUCGCAAACUUAUGUGCGGAACAAGAUUAAAGCUUGUGAAGAAACUGGUAUUAAAUCUGUUUUGGCUGAGUUGCCUGAGGAUUGUACUGAAGGAGAAAUCAUCAGUGUGUUGAAAAAAUUCAAUGAAGACGCAUCUAUUCACGGAGUUCUUGUCCAACUUCCUUUGCCCCAGCAUCUUGAUGAAGCAAAGAUAUUGAAUAUGGUGAGGUUGGAGAAAGAUGUUGAUGGGUUCCACCCAUUAAAUAUGGGGAAUCUUGCAAUGAGAGGGAGGGAGCCACUAUUCGUAUCUUGCACCCCUAAGGGAUGUGUGGAGUUGUUGAUCAGAGCAGGUGUUGAACUAGCAGGAAAAAACGCUGUGGUGAUUGGAAGAAGCAACAUCGUUGGUCUCCCAAUGUCUUUACUAUUGCAGAGGUAUGACGCUACAGUAAGCACGGUUCAUGCCUUUUCAAAGGAUCCAGAGCACAUCACCAGGGAAGCUGAUAUAGUGGUUGCAGCCGCGGGUGUACCUAAUCUCGUUCGUGGAAGCUGGCUGAAGCCUGGAGCAGUUGUCAUCGAUGUCGGUACAUGUCCUGUUGAGGAUAGUAGCUGUGAGCAAGGUUAUCGUCUUGUUGGGGAUGUAUGUUACGAGGAAGCGUUAGGUGUAGCCUCAGCGAUCACUCCUGUACCUGGAGGUGUCGGACCCAUGACUAUUGCCAUGCUUCUAUGCAAUACCUUGGAUGCUGCCAAGCGGACAUCCUUGUGAUAAAAUAUGGUUAAUCUCUGUCUUAUAACUAAACUAUCCUUGAACAAAGAGAUAGGAGAGAGUUCAUGUUGUUGGGGGUUGAUAACAAAUUUACAAUCCUUUGUAGUUUUGGGUUUAUUAUGUUGUUGCUUUCUUACAAGACCGUGGUGGAUGUCUGAUAUAAAGCUCUUUGUCAGAGUAGAGUAAUGCUUUUGUUGUAGUACCUGGUUUCUAGAUAACAGUACAAUGUUAAAGUUUCAUUGGCGUUUACAAGAUGAGAGAAGCCAUGGUAGUUAGUUAUGCAUGUGGUAGUUGUUGGAUCAUGAGUAGUAGUUUGCAUGUAACGUCAAGUUUGAAGGAUGAGUGAAGCAAGAGUUGUCACAUUAAGUAUCACGGAACAAAUGCUUGCUUCAAUCUUUACACGUGAUUCUUGAAGGGGGAAUAAUUCUAAAGACGUUCUUUUUCCUCUUUAACCCGGUUUGCUUUUUCGGUUUUAUCCUUCAGCUAUGUUAGAAGUUGAGGCCAAAAGUUACUUUUUAAUUCAUUUCUAUGUAUUUUUUUUCAUUUUCUACUUAAUUAAAACAAAAACAAAGUAAUC